This is a messenger RNA of Rubroshorea leprosula, 1279 nucleotides long. Lineage: Eukaryota; Viridiplantae; Streptophyta; Magnoliopsida; Malvales; Dipterocarpaceae. The record is from the annotation of a GenBank genome assembly.
UUUGUGCUGGUAAUUCUUUUCCUCUUCGCCAACACUGCUGCCCUUGCAAGCAUCUAUCAAUAUAUAUUCCUCUCUUCAAAAACACCAUCAUCCCUCCCCUUGAUGAACGUACUGUCUUAAGGGCAUCCGCAUGUACCCUCCACCCGCUGCCACCUACUUCCUUUGCCUCUUGCAAGCAAGCCUCGUAUCACCGCCGCCUCGACCCUGACCCUUUGUUGAUUAAUUCGUUCCCAACACUAGCCUCACUUAAUCAUUUGUCCCUGAAAUAUCUCCCCGCAUCUUACUUAUAAAGAUGAUGAAGAGGAAUAGUUUGAAUGAGAGAAUAAUCGCACAGAUGAAUAAGAAAAAGAGUGGUGAUAACAAGAAUGCUAAGAACAGUAGGUUCUUGAUUACCAUCAACGUUCUUGGGAGCGCAGGACCUAUAAGGUUUGUGGUGAAUGAAGAUGAUCUUGUCUCGGCCGUUAUCGAUACAGCUUUGAAGUCUUACGCCAGGGAAGGCCGUCUUCCGGUUCUGGGUUCCGAUGCCAAUAACUUCCUUCUCUACCCUGCAAAUGCAGGAUCUGAUGGUAAAGUUUAGAAAUACUAUUUUCAUUUUUUUUUUUUUUUUAUGGUCAUUUUAGAUGGUGUUUUAGUUCUAGACCUCGAUUCCAGAAUUAAAAUUUUGAAAAUCAUUGAAUAGCAACUCGGCUAAGCUGUAGUUUAGAAUUUCCUUCUAGAUUUUUGCUUUUGGGGUUGCUAGUUAAUUUUCACGUUUACAUAUACAUUUCUUUUAUUAUUAUUACUCUAUUUUCGCUUGCUUCAUUUAUUUUAGCUCUAAAUCCAUGGGAGAAGAUAGGAAUGUCUCAAGGAGGAAGGAACUUUGUCUUGUGCAAGAAGGCGGUGCACCCGCAGAAGUCAGAAGGAAGGUCAGAGAUUAUAGCCCAAAAGAACAGUAGGUGGAAAGCGUGGCUCAAUAAGUCCUUCAGUUUCAAGAUCUUAACUCACUGAGAGAUUAUACACAAAUUACAAAGAAUUUUAUGUUUUAUAGUUUAGACUAUGUCGAGCUGUAAAACAACAAUCAUUGAAUGAGAAACAACUCUCAAUAUAAGGACCCUACCCACUCAACCAAUAAUUUAAGUUAUGCGAUUCAGGCUAUAUUUUACAUAAUUACAAAUUAGGCACAAGAGGGGGGUGUGUUCUCUUUUACCACAUUCCAUAUCAGUUUCAUUGUUGUCACAUUCUGUGGAGGGGAUAAGCAUCCGGACAAAAGAGAUUGUUAUCAUAAAUGUAAUGUGUUCUA